Molecule: messenger RNA, 2495 nt
Organism: Acromyrmex echinatior (Panamanian leafcutter ant)
Lineage: Eukaryota; Metazoa; Arthropoda; Insecta; Hymenoptera; Formicidae
Gene: Myc
Product: bHLH transcription factor Myc
Molecular function (GO): protein dimerization activity
Source: RefSeq, a predicted model, not a curated record
UGUAAAUAGAGUGUUUUUCUGAGUUUUUCCUCUCGACCCGUGAGUGGGUUCGCUUUGAAAGUGAAGUGCAUCGCAGUGUGAUAUCGCUAGAGAGAAACUUGUCCUCGGUGAAGUGCGGUGUGUUGAUCGAUCGAUCGAGAUUAAAGCCUUUAACAAGUAUAUAAAUGGAAACAACGAUGUUGUUGCCAAUCGUACCUACAGUAGUCACGAAGGUCCACGACGACAAAGAUUUUGCAGAUGUGAAUUAUUACCACCUCUUUCGUAAACAGCUGCGGGAUCGAUUGCACGAUCAGCAAGAGUUGGAAGAACGAUUGCAAACGUUGUUGGAGUGCACGAGGAAGCAGAAACAACACCAGCAGCACCAGCAGCAACUUUACCAGCAGUUGCAACUAUUGUUGUCACCAAAUGAUUAUAAUCGCAACAACUAUCGCAACAAUGUUUCACAACAUCAGCAACGAUUACAACGGAGUACUACAAACACAAUUGAGGAAAAACGUACAAAAAACCAACUGCAGCCGCAGGUACAGCCGAAGCCGGAGCCGAAGUUCGAACCGGAACCAAAUCUGGAGCCCCAGUUGAAUCCACAACCAACGCUGCAUCCGGAUCCAGCUGACCUGCCUUUGGUGGAGGAAGAUGAUUCAAAACCGGUAUCUUUGUUUGAUGUACUGAAGAAUGUAAAGCUGGAUGAUGCAAAGCUGGACCUAUUGAAAAAUUUAAUUGAAAAGCUGGAAUCCAAGUUCGAAUUGAGUGAGCCAAAGCUCUCACAGUUGCACCAGAAUCUGAAGUCGAUAGACUUCGAUUCGCUGCCGAUUUCGAAAUCGAUAUACUCGCAGUAUGAAGAAAACUGUUCACAAAAAAAUGAACUGCUCAAUUUGGAAGACUCUGAUUCAGAAAGUGAAAGUCUUCCUCUUCGCCGAAAAACCAUUGACUUUGAAGAGCAACAGUUUAAAAAUUAUUCCACGGCACGUAAAAUCAAACUCUUAAAGCGCCAAGUCUUUAUGAAUAAAAGAUCUCCCUACGCAAUGCUGAAACCCGUAAAGCGCUUCCGUGAUUUCUUUGAAGUGUACCACGCAUCAUUCAGUACCAUUCGGACUAAAAUUAAAAAUUCUCAAAAUCUUCAAUGUAGUCCAGUUCCCUCAAAAUCUUCAGGGGUAGAUAGUCUAAUGUCCUCAAAUUCUUUAGAGGCAGAUAGGUCAAUUCUCUCAAAUUGUUCAGAGACAGAUAGUCCAGUUCUCUCAAAAUCUUCAAAGAUAGAUAACUACCUUCACUAUAUGUCGGACGAAGAAGAAGACUAUUUAACGCGCUGCAAAAGUAAAACAGCGAAAGUAUUUAAAAUGGCCGAGGAGAAGUACUUGAAAGAGUGGCACUCGUGGAAGCAUACUGAUUCCUUCCAGACUGAUUCCGAUGAAGACGGGGCGACUGAUUCAAGGAUUGCUGUAAAGGAAGAGCAGGAGGUGAGCUUUCAACAUCAGUUCAACAUGUCCCAGAUGAUGGAACAGUUUUCAGUCCGGUCACCAUCACUACUGAAACCAUUAUCAUCAAGAGCUUCACAUAUACCAUGUACAUCAUCAGGAGCUUCACAUAUACCAUCAGAAGCUUCAACAUCAUUAGAAAUCUUACCAUCACCGAUCAAGAAUCCAUUGAACAACGAGGACAAUCAACGAAUUACUCGAAGGAAGCACGAAGAGAUACAACAGCAGAUGGCAUACAAUAUUAAAAAGAGCACCCUUAUCGACCAUUGCUAUCACCAAACGAACGUGUCUGAAAACCUUCAAGUAUUUAAAGAAGAGUUAGAGACAGAAGAAUCCGAAGAUGAAGAGGCAAUCAUUGACGUCGUGUCAAUCAAAACUGGCAAAAAACAACUGUCGUUCGCAAAGCAGAUAGCACGCUUUGAUCUCGAGUCUCAACGCAAGGAAAAACACGAAGACUCGGAUGAAGAUGAGCCUCCUGUUUCUCGCCGGCCCCGUGGUAGACCACCGGGUUCCUCAAAACGAAGGACCAAUCGAUCUGGUCCCGCUCCAAAACGUGCCCGUAUCCAGCACAACGUACAUGCAUCUCAGCAGCCUGAAUCAUUCACAUCAUACCAGUGUCAGAAUUCAGUGCGACAGUGCGCCUUAAGAGAUUCAUUUGAGGAUACGGAGAGAAGGCGCCUACAUAAUAACAUGGAGCGACAACGGCGAAUAAACAUGAAGGAAUCGUACGAACAGUUAAGAAAGCAAGUGCCAGCCGUUGCCGAAAAUGAUAGAGCGUCGAAAGUGUCGAUUCUGAAGCAGGGAGCAGCCUGCAUUAAAUUUUUAACAGAAACAGGCAAUAGUUUAAAGACUAAUAUUAAACAGUUAAAAGAACAUAACCAGGUGCUGAAAAGAAAGUUGCAACAUUUGCAACAUAAACAAAUUUUCUACAAUAAAUAGGCAUCUUUUUUCAUCUUUUUUUAAAAAAAAAUAUAAAUUAUAUCGACACCACGCGUCUAUCCGAUUCUUCACGCGUACAUGACA